Symbiodinium sp. CCMP2592 is the source of this 498-nucleotide messenger RNA. The record is from the annotation of a GenBank genome assembly. Lineage: Eukaryota; Dinophyceae; Suessiales; Symbiodiniaceae.
AUGAUCGCGGGCUCCAGCUCUGCCCUGCAGGACUUGUUUUCCUACGCAUGUCCCAAGUUCGUGGCGGCCUCCAUGCCAGAUCUUGAGAACCUGGAGAACUUUACAGCAAACGAAGCACACCAGCGGCAGCUGACUCUUUUCCUGCAAGAGGUGAGGCAGCAGCAAGCCCUCCCAACGAUUGGCUCUUACAUGAAGCUCUACACGUCUUUGCAGACCUCCAAGCUGGCCCAGCUCUGCGAGAUGGACGGAGAGGGUCUCCGUGACCAGCUGAUGUGCGUCAUGCACAAGACUCGACAGCUGGUGCAUCAGAGAGUUGGCACGCCGCUGGACGGUGAGCUGCAUCCCUGUGGUGAAGUGGAGUUCUACCUGGACGGAGACAUGGUGCACAUCAACGCGCAGAAGCCGCAGCGACCACACGCCGACGUUUUCCUGGAGCACAUCCGGAAGUUUCAGGACAUCCUGAAGCGAGCUGACAAGCUUGACAAGCCAUCGAGCUGA